CACACACAAUACCUAAAAAUCAACUAAAACCUCUAAACCCCACACGCCACUCUACCAGUAGCUAUGGCUUCCUUCUCGAUAGACAUCGCCACUACCUUUCUGGGGAUAGCCAAGCGGCAGAGGGCUCCAAUUCGCGGCCUGCGUGCUACUCUUCUUCCUCAAUUAUGGAGAACCGACGGUGCUCGAAGCCGCUUUUUCUUGACCACUUCAGCAUCCUCAGUUCGUUCGGGAAUUAUCUCUGCUGCUACGCUCAGUUACUCCCCCAAAUCGAGGCGUUUCUCCCGGAGGUUCACUGCCUCUGCCGCCACCACUUCCACCCCGCAAAGUGAAGAUUCUGAUGUUUUGACCAAGAUUCCUCCCGAUAAUCGGAUUCCGGCUACUAUUAUCACCGGCUUCCUAGGUUCUGGAAAGACAACAUUGCUAAACCACAUAUUGACUGCUAAUCAUGGAAAGCGCAUUGCAAUUAUUGAGAAUGAGUUUGGUGAAGUGGAUAUUGAUGGUUCUUUGGUUGCUGCAAAAACUGCUGGGGCUGAGGACAUUAUGAUGCUUAACAAUGGAUGUCUAUGUUGCACUGUCAGGGGUGAUCUUGUUAGAAUGAUUGCAGAAUUAGUCAGUAAGAAGAAAGGAAAAUUCGAUCAUAUUGUAAUAGAGACAACAGGAUUGGCGAAUCCAGCACCAAUUAUUCAGACUUUCUAUGCUGAGGAUCAAGUUUUUAAUGAUGUUAAACUAGAUGGCGUUGUCACAUUAGUUGAUGCCAAACAUGCUGGUCUUCACCUGGAUGAGGUGAAGCCAGAGGGAGUGGUGAAUGAAGCAGUUGAGCAAAUUGCGUAUGCUGACCGUAUCAUAGUGAACAAGACUGAUCUGGUUGGUGAGGCAGAUGUGUCUUCCUUGAUUGAUCGCAUCAGGAGAAUAAACCAAAUGGCACACAUGAAGAAGACUCAGUAUGGAAAAGUUGAUUUAGAUUAUGUUCUUGGUAUUGGAGGCUUUGAUUUGGAAAGAAUUGAAAGUGCUGUUGAUACUGAAAGUUCCAAGGAAGACCAUGAUCACCAUCAUGACCAUGAGCAUGACCACCAUCAUGACCAUGGGCACGACCACCAUCAUGACCAUGAACAUCAUGAUCAUCACCAUUCUCACGAUCAUACUCAUGAUCCUGGUGUUUCGUCUGUCAGCAUUGUUUGUGAAGGGAUCUUGGAUCUUGAGAAGGCUAACAUUUGGCUGGGAACUUUGUUGAUGGAAAGGAGUGAAGACAUAUAUCGGAUGAAAGGUCUUUUGUCUGUUCAGGGAAUGGAUGAAAGAUUCGUCUUUCAGGGAGUGCAUGACAUAUUCCAAGGUUCCCCAGACAGGCCAUGGCUUCCUGAUGAACCAAGGAUUAACAAGGUUGUUUUCAUUGGAAAGAACUUGGACUCAAAAGAGCUAGAGCAGGGUUUCAAGGCUUGCCUGCUAUAAUGUAAUUCCAUUUGCAAAUUCUCAAAAGGCAAAUGAAAAGUAAGCGAUUUUAACGAUGGUGACCUUUGUUCGACAUGUAUAAGACGACACAAAAGUUUUGGUACUUGGAAAUAAGAAAUUAAAUUUACCAUGCUUAUUUCA
Messenger RNA from Ipomoea triloba (trilobed morning glory), 1587 nucleotides. RefSeq names its product P-loop guanosine triphosphatase YjiA-like. The transcript has 10 exons. The coding region runs from base 64 to 1446 and encodes 460 amino acids. Gene Ontology annotation, cellular component: cytoplasm. Lineage: Eukaryota; Viridiplantae; Streptophyta; Magnoliopsida; Solanales; Convolvulaceae. The record is from RefSeq and is a predicted model, not a curated record.